UCCACGCUCACGCAAAAACGCACAUCCAAGCGAGUCACACACAUACACACACAUUCCACCGGUGACUCUGUAGUCAUCGCUUUGCUUCCAGAUACCGACGUGCUUUUGGAUUUAGCAGCCGGUGCGUCCUUUCAGCGAUGGUGUAAGGAGCUGCCAGAGGCAACUGGAGUUAAUGUGAGACCACUUAUACAGAGAUGUUAGCAUCAACUCUACAAUGAUGGGGAUUUAAAGGAGGGGUCCACCUGAAAACUAAAAGGGACAGAGCCCCGAGGCUCUGGAACGACCUGCCCAAGGAAAUCAGAGUCUGUAGCUCUCUGCUCAGGGACAGUCUUCUGCAGCCCUUCUGUGAUCACAGGCCUACCUGGCAUUUCUCAUCCAUAUCCUUCUUCUUUCCAUUCACCCAUCUUUCCCCGUUAUGAAAGGCCUGUCCAGUAGCCGGGGUCACCAUCAUGUGGUCUCCUAUGAACCAUCAUAUGAUCCACUGGGUCACCAUGUUGACCGCAAGCCAUAUUUGAUCAGUCAGAUGGACAUGCCUGUGCCCAUUCCCAUGCCACAUCCAGCUGAGCUGCCCUACUACAAUGCUCAGCGUACCUCAUACCCCUCUGACAGCAACAGCAUCGUCCCAUAUGGAACCUUCCCCAGGAGGUGCCACUCUACCUCCUCAUCUCACCAUCCUGAGGUAAAGGAUGAGUGUAUGGCCAUGGUACCAUAUGUAGGAGGAGGAGGAGGAGGUGGUGGUGGAGGAGGAGGAGGUGGAGGAGGCUAUGGGGGUAAAACACCCACUCGGGUACCAGCAAACUUUGUGGACCCGUUUGAACGUCAGCCAUCAUUUUCCAGAGAUGGCUACCAUACAUUGCAAUACAAACGAGGGGUGCAGGCCCACAGUGGGGGGAUGGGGGCCAACAACAACAAUGACAGUCCAGGGAGAAUUCGCCAUCUUGUCCACUCAGUCCAGAAACUCUUCACCAAGUCACAUUCAUUGGAAGGGCCACACCACACACAGUCCUCCAAGGGGGCCAAUAAUGGGAGUGUUAAUGGUGGUGGUGGUGGCGGUGGAGGAGGUGGUGGUGGUGGCUCGAGGGCCAGCCCAGAAGGUGAAACUCCACCAGUGGGAGUGCGCCAUCGGAAACGCAGUAAGAGCCGUGAGCGCUGUAGAUCAGCAGAGCCCAAGCAUCGAAGCCACCACCACCACCACCACCAGCUCCACGGCUCAGCAUCUGCUCCAGGCUCUGGAUACUGGAGCUCAGAUGACAACCUGGAACGGGAGCUGUGUCUCUACCACCCUCACCACCACCAACCUCCACCCUCACCCUCCCCCUCCAUUUCCCCCUCGCCUAUUGCCAUGACAAUAAGCCGGUAUCCCGGCAACAACCCAGACAAGUUCCCCCAGACUCCCCUCCCCAGUCUCUCCUCCUCGCAGUCCCAGCAGUACUUCAUGAUGGACCCUUACGGCACACUAAACGAGCACACACACACCCACGCACACCAUGGCCACACACACCACCAUUCUGCACUCAAAGCCUCCUGGAGCAACAACGAUGUGAAGUAUGCAGCGUCGACAGCAUGUGUGCCAAUUAGUGGUAGCAGCAAUAACAGCGGUGGCGGUAUCGGUGGAGGAAGUGGCUCCUUGCUUCCAGUGGGUCUUGUGGACGGGCCCCUUGUGAAGAAAGGGCCAUGGUCAUCAAGCCUAACGGUGAGCAGGGCCCGAGAGGUCUACACCAACAACAGCAGCCACAACCAGCCACGAGCCAGCGCAGGAUCCGGUAACCUAAACCUAGAUAGAGCUCUAGUCAAAUCUAAGGGCAGUCAGCAGCAGGAGCGCGCUUGCCAUUUCUUACAGGUACCUCAGGAUGAAUGGAGCAGCUUCUCUCCUCUAGGGAAGGAAGAUGACAUCCCCUGUCGGAGGAUGAGAAGCGGCAGCUAUGUGAAAGCCAUGGCUGAGGAUGACAGCGGAGAUUCUGAUGGAAGUCCCAAGCCCUCUCCCAAGAUCCAAGCUCGGCGGGCCAGCUACCUGAAAGCCACACAGCCAUCACUGACUGAGAUGACCACUCUACAGAUUUCAGCUGAGCACUCCCCCAAACUGCAGAUCAGGAGCCACAGUUACCUGCGUGCGGUGAGUGAGGUUUCAAUCAAUAGAAGCCUGGACACCCUGGACCCCAAAACCCUCCUCGACCCCAAAUCACUGCUGUCCUCACCCCAAUACCGCUCACGCAAUGAAAGCUACAUGAGAGCCAUGAGCACCAUCAGUCAGCUGAGUGAGGUGGAAGUAAAUGGGCAGAUUGAGCAGGUGUGUGAGCAGGUGUACAGUGAGAUGCAGUCUCAGGCCAUGGAGGCUGCCAUGGACAGCAUGGACACCAUGGACACACUGCCUAUGCCGGGAUGCUUCCGGAUGCGGAGCCACAGCUAUGUAAGAGCGAUUGACCAGGGCUGUGGGGAGGAGGAAGGAGAAGGAGGGAGACCACUGCUUCUGUUACCGUCCUCCCCACCACGUACAUCUGCAACCACCGUCAGGACCAUCCAGAGCAGCACGGUUUCAUCUUGCAUCACCACUUACAAGAAAACUCCUCCUCCAGUGCCACCCAGAACUUCAACCUGCUCCACAGCCUCCAAGCCAUACAUCUCCAUUACAGCCCAGAGCAGCACAGAGUCUGCACAGGAUGCCUACAUGGAAGAAGAGGGACCUAGAGGUGACAUGACCAUCCAAUCAGGGCUCAGUAACUCCACAGAAAGCAUUGACAGCAUGAAGGCCUUGACAGCUGCCAUAGAGGCUGCUAAUGCUCAGGUCCACGGACCAGCCAGUCAGCAUGUCAACAAUAGCACCAUGACAGUCAACACCACCAUCCCCUCAAUCCUGAGCAGGGGGCAAGUAGUUGAAGACCACCGGGAUGAUUAUAGGAAAGAUGCGUUCAGGAAGGGAAAAUGUCUCUCCAUAGGCAUCCAGGUUGACGGACCAGAGGAUGUUCCGGAUCCAGAGGACCCCUCCAAGUUCACCUCUGUAGGUGUGCAAGUGGAAGAUGACAGAGGGUAUCGUCGGUUCCAGCGCUCCAAUAGUGUGACAGCAGCUGUGCAGGCAGAUCUGGACAUGCCAGACCUACUAGACACACCUAUAAACUCCCCGGACACUGACAUGGAAAUACUGUCAUCUCGUGCCAUCCCUCGGCAAUAUUCCCGCGAUGCCACCACUUCCACCGUCAGCAUCCAGGGCUCAGGGAACCACUACCAUGCCUGUGCCUCUGAUGACUAUGAGGAUGUGGGCUUUGACCCAUCCAUCCUUCCCCCUCCAGACCCAUGGAUAGACAGUGUAACAGAUGACCAACUUGAUGUCAGUUUCAACAGUUCUGCUAUACUGGAGGUGGUGCAGAGAUCAGUUUGCCAGAGAGACGGACGGUGGUUUCUGAAGCUGCUGCAGGCUGAAACCGACCGCAUGGAAGGCUGGUGUCGACAGAUGGAACUCGACCAGCGGGAGAAUGACCUGCCUGAGGACAUCCUAGAGAAGAUGAGAAGUGCUAUGGGAAGUGCUCAGCUUCUGAUGUCCCAGAAGUUUGAGCAGUUCAGGGAGCUGUGUGAGGAGAACCUGAACCCCAAAGCCCACCCUCGUCCAGUAGCCUCAGAUCUGGCCGGUUUUUGGGAUAUGCUUCAGUUGUCAAUCGAGAACAUAAGCCUCAAAUUUGAUGAGCUUCACCAGCUCAGAGCCAACAACUGGCGGCCCUUGGAUCCCCCAGACAGAAAGGAAAGGCGGCUCCCACCUCCAGUGCCAAAAAAGCCACCCAAGGGGCCCCAUCAUCACCCCCCUCUGGCCAGAGACCGCUCACUGGAAAGCUCAGAGAAACAGCGGCAGGAGGCCAGGAAGCGCCUGAUGGCCGCCAAGAGAGCAGCAUCUGUACGACAAAACUCAGCUACAGAGAGCGCUGACAGCAUCGAGAUCUACAUCCCUGAGGCUCAGACAAGGCUAUGAGGACACUGCCAGAGCCACACAGGGUUGACACGCAGUACACACCAUUCACACAGAACACAACAAAUGUAUGGUUGUCCACACAAAGGAAAAGGGUUUAGACGCAUCUGGAUAUAUUAUUUCAUUAUGCACAAUGCACUCUGAGGAUAAAUAGAGCUGGAACAUUGAUGGAACAUGUGCCCUUUCCCAAUGCUCACCUGUCUCCUGACUGAUUUAGUUACCUGUAAAUGUAACCAUGCUUCCUCUGGAUCCAAACUCAUGGUCCACAUGGUCCAAACUCGGUCAUGUUUAAACAUUCUUUACAGCAGCUACAUGGCAGACACCCCAAAAUUGGUUUUAAAAUUUCAGUUUAUAUUCAUCAGUUUUCACAGAGUGAGUGUAUAGUAGGGAACACUCUCCUGACUGGAGUUUCACAGGUGGGAUCUAUCUCAUAAUCAGGUGUUGAACCAUAACACGAGUUUGACUUAACAAGUUUACAUAUCUACAGAGGAAGCAGGUCUUCUUCCACGGGGUAUAGCACGUUCAUGCACUGUCUAUAAAUGAGUGGCUGUGCUUUCCAGGUCACAAAAAUGAAAUCAGCCAACCUAAUCUUUAGCUCCACUAGACUCGUGUUCAAAAUGUGUCAACUCCUCUCAUUAAAUCCCUUAAAUAAAUUUCUCCAAAAGUUAUCAUGGUAUAUUAGCUAAUUUUAUCACUUUUGAAAGGACUUGCUGAAUCAGGUAGUUCAUAUUAGGCCUCACACAGACACUUGCUCAAAUACGAUCACUCCUGACUCCAAAGUAACAAAGGUGGUGAUUGGUUUCAUAAGGGUAGCCCAAAAUCCAGUGGGUGAAGUAACUGUGGUUAUGCUGUUUGUUGCCAUGUUGCAUUGCAAUAGUAACCAGGGACAGAAAAACUCAUUCUAGCACCUUUUAUGUUUUUUACUUGUGUUUUUGUAGCCUCUGUAGAUCCCACACAGGAGACAGGAAGGCAUGGGGUCAGAUCCCUGAAAUCUGCACCGCUGAAUGGUGACGCUAUGAAAUCCAAACAUUCAUUCUUUUAAUUGUUUGGGAUUAUCAGCUGAACAGAUUUGGUCAGAUCAUACAGGUGUCUUUUAAAUGCCUUUUUAACUUGUACAAAUGAGUACUGCACAGAAGUGAUGGACAAUCUUACAUAAACACACAGAAGUAAUAAUAAUCUUGUGUGACAUGAAAAUACUUCACAUGCCACUCAUACAUAAUGAACACAUGAGUGCUCACAGGCAAUUUCUUUGGUCUUGUGGCUGAAUGAACACUGCAGACUGGUGUCGUAUAAAACAGCGUAUCACUCCCCCCUCUGGAGAAUGCCGUGAUCACGAUUGUUCAUCUUCCUCUCCAUCUCCACGUAAUUAUCAACUAGUAUUUCCUUCCUCUAGAUGAACCCUCUUAAAAAUGACUGAAAUGGUUUAAGAAGAUCUCUGUUAUUUUGCAAAUUUCAAUACAAUUUUAUAGUUUGGACAUCCUUCAGUGGACAAACAGAGACAGAGACACUGCUAACACAAGCCUUCAGACAACUUCACUGGAGCUUUUCCAUAUUUGAGUAGUUUCAAGCCUGUCUGACAUGGUUGCUCUGUCUCUGCAGUUCAAUGCUGUGCUGACCAAAACAACAACAAAAAAACCAACUUAUAAAUAAACAGAAUUUUAUUUUAAUGCUUCUUGUGUAAGCAGAAAGCCUUCACAUGAAUUAUUAAGUGCUCAUACUGUCAGAAAGGCAGCAGUGUGUCAUAAAAGUGUUUGUAUCACCACCUGUGCACAGGUUUGCAAAUCCUCCUUUUCUUUGGUUUGACUUUAGUUUGUUUCUCCUUGUUGGCUUUCAAGGUGAUUUGUCUUUUACCAGGUACUGAAACAGUGUUGGGCAGAGUGCAUUGAUGGUGCUGAGAGAGAUACAGUACAUACAGUUGUGGUCAGACGUUUACUGACACUCAUCAUGGGCAUGAAUAUCACAGUAAUUUGGGGCUUUUACUCAUUUCUUUUAACUGUUCUUUUUCCAGGGUGGCCCGUGCCACAUACAUCUUUAAUGGACUUAAAAAACAAGUUUGAGUUUAUUUUGGAUUUUCUUUCAUCCACACAGGGUCAAAAUUAUACAUGCAACCUCAAACGCGUACUCCUACGUGUUAUUUGGUUAAAUGUCCCCUUAGCAAGCUGCACCUCGACCAGACGCUUUUGGUACUCAUAAACAAUGUUUGAUGAUGUUUGAGUACUGCUCUUGGCAGAAUUGGAAAAGUUCAUUUAAAUGAGUUAAUCAGUUAGUCCACACAUUUACAGUAGGGUUCGAGUCCAGGGAUUUGGGAAGACCAUUCCAGAAUCUUAAUGUUUUCCUGCUUUAUCUAUUCCAAAAAGUUUUGAUUUGUGUUUGGGAUCAUUGUCUUUUUUUCACCCAUCUAGCUGUUGGUUCGAGUUGAAGUUGAGGUUUGGAGGUUGUCCUCCAUUAUUCCAUCCACUUUGUGCAAUGUACCACUGGCAGCAUGAUGCUGCCACCACCAAAUCAAAUCAAA
Maylandia zebra (zebra mbuna) is the source of this 6464-nucleotide messenger RNA. It is a transcript of the gene dlgap1a, whose product is annotated as discs, large (Drosophila) homolog-associated protein 1a. Gene Ontology annotation, cellular component: postsynaptic specialization; glutamatergic synapse. The record is from RefSeq and is a predicted model, not a curated record. Gene Ontology annotation, biological process: signaling. Gene Ontology annotation, molecular function: molecular adaptor activity. Lineage: Eukaryota; Metazoa; Chordata; Actinopteri; Cichliformes; Cichlidae.